Messenger RNA from Melopsittacus undulatus (budgerigar), 2713 nucleotides. It is a transcript of the gene ADAM11, whose product is annotated as ADAM metallopeptidase domain 11. The record is from RefSeq and is a predicted model, not a curated record. Gene Ontology annotation, molecular function: metalloendopeptidase activity. NCBI's taxonomy places the organism in Eukaryota, Metazoa, Chordata, Aves, Psittaciformes, Psittaculidae. Bases 80 to 2377 code for a protein of 765 amino acids. Gene Ontology annotation, biological process: proteolysis. The transcript is spliced from 26 exons.
GGCCCGGGGCGGGGGGACGGGCGGGACGGUCCCCGGCUCCGCGGGCCCGGUGCGGCCGCGCUCGGAUGAUGAAGGAGCCAUGAGGCCGCUGCGGGGAUGGCUGCUCGCCCUGCUCCUGUGGCUCGGCCCGCGGGCAGGUCCCGCUGUGCAGGCCCCGUCGCUGCAGCGGAGGCUCCCCCGGGCCGGAUGGCAGGACGGGAGGGUCACUUCCCAGAUCACCCACCCCAGCAGGCUGGUGGGACACAGCUCGGGAGGAGAGGUCCAGAGGCACCAGCUGGACACCAGGGUCAGGAAUGAGCCUGGAGCAGGAGGAGGUCCUGGGCUGCAUCUGGCGCGGGUGAGCUUCGUGGUGCGUGCCUUCGGCUCAGCCUUCACCCUCGACCUCCAGCUGAACCACCACCUCCUCGCCUCCCACUACGUGGAGCGGCACGUUGGGGCGGGCGGCAACGGCAGCCACAGCACGGGUGCAGGGGAGCACUGCUACUACCAGGGCCGGAUCCGGGGGCAGCCCCACUCCUUUGCAGCUCUCUCCAGCUGCCAGGGCCUGAGUGGGGUCUUCUCGGACGGCAGAGCCACGUUCCUGAUCGAGCCCCAGGAGGGCAUCGAGCACGGGCAGGGCCUUCGGCCGCACGUGGUCCAGCGCAUCCCCAACUGCUCCCAACCGGGCUGCCUCUUCCCCGUGUGGAACCAGCGCAUUGCGGGCGGGUUACCAAAGCUACGGCGGCGGCGGCAGGUCCGCCGAGCCCAGCACACGGUGCACAGUGAGACCAAGUACAUUGAGCUGGCUGUGGUGAACGACCACCAGCUGUUCUUGCAGCUCCGCAAGUCCGUGGUUCUCACCAGCAACUUCGCCAAGUCCGUGGUCAACCUGGCUGAUAUGAUCUACAAGGAGCAGCUCAACACCCGCAUCGUGCUGGUGGCCAUGGAGACGUGGGCCUCGGAGGACCGGAUCCGCAUGGGACAGGACUCCUUGGAGACACUGACGGAGUUCGUGAAGUACAGGCGAGAGGGACCAGCCGAGCACAGUGACACCGUCCACCUCUUCUCGGGCCGGACCUUCCAGAGCAGCCGCAGUGGCACUGCUUUUGUGGGGGGCAUCUGCUCGCCCGCCCGCGCCGGGGGUGUCAAUGAGUACGGCAGCGUGGCAGCCAUGGCAGUGACACUGGCACAGACACUGGGGCAGAACGUGGGGAUGAUGUGGAACAAGCACCGCACGGCCGCAGGGGACUGCCGCUGUCCGGACUCGUGGCUGGGCUGCAUCAUGGAGGACACAGGGUACUACCUGCCGCGGAAGUUCUCUCGCUGCAGCAUCGAUGAGUACAACCAGUUCCUGCAGGACGGCGGCGGCAGCUGCCUCUUCAACAAGCCCCUGAAGCUCCUGGACCCCCCAGAGUGCGGCAAUGGCUUCGUGGAGGCAGGCGAGGAGUGUGACUGCGGCUCGCUGGCGGAGUGUGCCAAGAGUGGGGGGAACUGCUGCAAGAAGUGCACACUGACCCACGACGCCAUGUGCAGUGAUGGGCUCUGCUGCAAGGGCUGCAAGUAUGAGCCGCGUGGAGUGUCCUGCCGGGAGGCUGUCAAUGAGUGCGACAUCCCCGAGACCUGCACUGGGGACUCCAGCCAGUGUCCCCCCAACCUCCACAAGCUGGAUGGCUACUUCUGUGAGAACGAGCAGGGCCGAUGCUAUGGUGGGCGCUGCAAGACCAGAGACCGGCAGUGCAAUGCGCUGUGGGGCCGCGGCUCAGCCGAGCGCUUCUGCUACGAGAAACUCAACGUGGAGGGGACCGAGAGGGGCAACUGCGGUCGGGAGGGGCCGGGUUGGCUGCAGUGCAACAAGCAGGACGUGCUCUGCGGCUUCCUGCUCUGUGCCAACAUCUCGGGGGCUCCGCGGCUGGGGGAGCUCAGCGGAGAGGUGGCAACAACCACGUUCUUCCAUCAGAACCGCUACGUGGACUGCAGGGGGGGCCACGUGCAGUUGGUGGACGGCUCGGACCUGAGCUACGUGGAGGACGGGACCCCCUGCGGGCCUGGGAUGCUCUGUCUCGACCGCAGGUGCCUUCCAGCCACAGCCUUUAACUUCAGCUCCUGCCCCGGCAGCUGGGACGGGAAGAUCUGCUACGACCACGGGGUCUGCAGCAAUGAGGGCAAAUGCAUCUGCCGGGCGGAGUGGACGGGGAAGGACUGCAGCGUCUACGACCCCAUCCCCGAGCCGAAGCCGACGGGGGAGGCGGAGCGCUACAAGGGUCCCAGUGGCACCAAUAUCAUUAUCGGCUCCAUCGCGGGGGCUGUACUGGUGGCUGCCAUCGUCCUAGGGGGGACAGGCUGGGGAUUUAAGAACAUCCGUCGAGGAAGGUACGAUCCGGCUCAGCAGGGAGUGUAACCGUCCCCCCCCCCGUCUCCGUCACUGUCACCGUCACCUGACAGCGUGGGAGCCCCCCCGGCCGGGCCCGUCUGUCCGUGUCGCUGUGUGUCCGGCCGUGCUGUCUCCAUCUCUGUGCCCCCCGCAGCUGAAAAGAGACAGGGGUUGAAGGAGGGAGGGGGGGGGGACACUGGCAGCAGCCACCUCCCCCCCCACAACACCAGUUGCUGGCUCUUUUCAGCUCAGUGUCCCCCCCCAUGUGUCCCCCCCAUGUCACAGCCCCUCACUAAACGCACCCCCACUUCUGUGUUGCAGGUCCGGGGGGGCCUGAGCAGAACGGCUCUGCCCUGCUCCCCC